CCGCCGCCUCCUCCACUCUUUCCGUCCACUCGUGGGGCGGAGGUUCUUUCAGGACAUCACUCUGCAGCAUGCCCGCAUCAUUCUCUCGUUUGCAGCUUGCUGCAGCCCUCAUCGAGUACGACAAUGACCUGGAGGACCCCGAGAAACCAAAGAGGUCUGCUCAAGAGAGCGCCAUAUUCCUCCCCUUUCGCAACCGACCGCUCCGACCACCUGCUCCCGAGCGCAGGAGCACCGAUUACCUCGGAGUCGCCCUCCCGAGCGAGACUGGUAGCAUCGCUCCCCGUGACUCUCUAGCUUUUGACCGCAGAUCGCGCGCCUCGAUCGACGCCCUCCGCAAUCCCUUUGCUCGCGAAUCGACCUACGAGGGAGGACUCGAUGACGACGAAGAGGAAGAACUGGAGGUAGACUUGGCGUCAUGGGGCCUGGACGCUCUCGUGCCGAAGGAUAAGCCCAAACACUCGCGCAAGAAGACAAAGUCGGAUGCCCUACCCAACCCGUACGAGCAAUCAGUUCCUGUGCGAGAGGUGGGCAAGCCGCAUGCGCCGCAUACGAGGGCCAUGAGCGUGAACAUGCUGAACGGCCUCGGCGACGGCGGGGCCUUCCUCGACUCGCACUCUAUCACACCUCCACCGCUCGGCCCCCGCCGACACUCUAUCGGCGACCCGCUCAAUGUCCCCACAUCCCAUUCUGCGGACAACAUGUUCCCGCCGCGCUCGCGCUCUCGCAGCCCAUCUGCGCAUGCGCUUAUCGACAAUCUACCACUGCAUUCCCCCCUGCACUCCGUGCCGUUCCCAUCAAGCGAGACAGUCCGCUCUCCGUCCCCGCAAGCGGACGGGGCGGAGCGGCCACGGGCACAGUCCUCGCUUAGCAUGGGCUCGCGUGCACUCCUGAACGACGAUCUCCGCUUCGACCCCAGGUCCGCCCGAGGGCGCACGCUCUCCAGCGGCUCCAUGAGCAACAUGCUCGUCGCCGAGCCUCAACAGGCGGACGAGGACAACCCGUUCGCCCUUCGUCCCCCGUCUCCCUCUCGUAUGUCGCGCUUCGACCCGAAGGCGCAGCGCGCGCGCACGAUCUCGCAGGGCACGCUUGCGACGCAGAUGAUGCUCGACGACCGCGACGCGCAGCUGGAGCGCGACGUGCGCCCGCCGCAUGACCGCCGCUACUCGCGCAUGGAGCUCAUGCGGCCCAAGGUGCUCAUCAUGCCCAGCCCGCUGCAGUCUCAAAGCACGUCGUCCGCACAGCCUGGCGUGCGCGCGAAAGAGGGCUUUGAGCUCUCGACCGAUGGACGUCCGCUGCCUCCGGGCGCACGGGCGGCGCGCCGUUCCUCCGUGACGCUCUCCGUGCUCGAGCCUGGGCUCAAUGCCACCCCAGUCGCGUCGAACUCGUUUACGCCGAAUCCGCGUAGCAGUCUCACACUCUCGCAGCUCGUGUUCCGGAAUACGCUUAUGGUUGACGGAGAGCGCGACGUCGCGUAUGCCGAUAUCGAGGGCCACAUCAAGCGCGCUACGGAGGACGGGGAGAAGGUCGAGCUUGAAUCGGAGCCGGAGCCAGAGAUCGCGCGCGAGGUGCCCAUCGUGCAGGUCGAGGAGCCCGGUCAGAAAAGGCCUGUUGGCAAACUGUAUGGGCGCAGCCUCAUCGACGACCUCGAAGCGCGCAAGGCGGAGAUGCGCGGAAAGCAACGUGUAUUCCGGGGCGACGAACGGCCGUCGAUGAUGGCGCGCUCGAGCACCCUCAUCAACCCCGACGAGCUGAAGCGCCCGACGUCGCAGCAUCUCGCUAGCUUCAACUCGCAGCCGAAUCUCACACGGCGGAACUCGGUGAACGCGAAGCCGUUGCUCGAGUUCGAGGAGGAGCUUCCUGGGGCCCCGCGUAAGUCUAUGCUUCUCCCCGGGAGCCCUUCCGCCGGGGGGAACACCCGCUCUGUGUUUGGGGUGGACACGGUCUGGCAGCGCGAGCUCGCGAAGCUCAAGGUCAUCGAGGAGCAGGAGCGGCGGGAAGAAGAGGCGCGCAAGCAGCGCGAGGCCGCGGAGGAGGCGAAGAACGCGAAGAAGAGGGGCAAGAAGAAGGGCAAGGGCAGGGAUGGCGACGAGCCCUCCCCCGCGCUCACUGGUGCGGAGACGCUCUCGCCUGCGCUGAACGCGUCGCCUGGGGGUUCUGACGAGAAGCCCCCGACGCCGCCGCACGUCCUCCCGGAGAUCCCGAAGACGGUCAGGCGGCGACCCCCACCCCCUGGAGAAUUCGACGACGAGUCGGACGAGGAGAGCGACGACAGCGACGCUCCUGCCCCACCUCGCCGUGCACCGCAGACAUCAGGCUGGCACUCGGACGAGGAGGAGGAAGGCCCCCGGCGGACGACGGGCACGGGUCCGCGUUAUCCCCAGAGCGGACCCCCGCGCCUACCACAGGUUGUGCCGCAAGACGACGACAGCAGCGAAGAGGAUGUCCCGCUAGUUGCGACGAUUGGGCGGGCUGCGCAGCGACAAACGCGCCUCGGGUCCACCGCCGCGGACGACAGCUCAGACGAAGAUAAGCCGCUAACAGCCCUGCUCGACAAGACGAGGCAGAAACUUCCGUCUCUGGGCGGUAGCCAGCUCUCACCGACUUCAUUGCGCCCCGGGCCCGCUGACGAUGACGAGGACGAGGACGACAUGCCGCUCGGGCUGCGCGCCUCACGCAUACCGCCCGGCUUCGGAGCAGGCGGGGACGACGACGACGACAAGCCGCUCGGGAUGCACCCCGAGCAGCUCCGCAAGUCGCAGUUCUUCAUGGCCGCGCAGCAGCAACAACAGCAGCAGAUGCUCGCGCAGGCGCAGAUGGCGCAGAUGCAGCACGCGAUGAUGUACGCGACGCCGCCGUCGAUGAUGGGCUCGGGCUACUUUGGGCCGCCGAUGCCGCCGCCGAUGAUGAUGUACCCGCAGCUGCCGCCGACGCCGCCGCCGAUACAGGACAAGCUCGGGCGCGUCGACAAGUGGCGGCACGACGUCGCGGUCGAGGGCGAGCGGUCAUGAGCGCGGGCGCCCUCUCCCUCCACCCCUUCCUUCCGGAUACCCUCUUUCGUUUCAGCAUCGAGCAUCGAGCAUUGAGUACUCAUCACGGACUUGGACUUUUUCUUGUCAAUCUCUGGUGCUUCUGGAUGGUAACCGGUAUUCCUCGCUAAAUUCGCUUUGGCCGGCUUUCGCAGUCCCGUCAGCUUAGUGUUAGCGCACUCACUCCCUAAUUCUCCCCUCAUUCGGACAUCAGUCGUAUGUCGCAUACAAAAUCUCUCUCGCUCGUCGUUGUCUGCCGCAUGCAUGUCCGUAGCACACAUCAUCUCAUAUCAUAUCCCGCAGCAAG
Trametes versicolor FP-101664 SS1 is the source of this 3333-nucleotide messenger RNA. RefSeq lists its product as uncharacterized. Lineage: Eukaryota; Fungi; Basidiomycota; Agaricomycetes; Polyporales; Polyporaceae. The coding region runs from base 69 to 3008 and encodes 979 amino acids. The record is from RefSeq and is a predicted model, not a curated record. The transcript is spliced from 3 exons.